This is a messenger RNA of Fusarium pseudograminearum CS3096, 1899 nucleotides long. RefSeq lists its product as uncharacterized. Gene Ontology annotation, molecular function: transcription cis-regulatory region binding; DNA-binding transcription factor activity, RNA polymerase II-specific; zinc ion binding. Gene Ontology annotation, cellular component: nucleus. Bases 1 to 1899 code for a protein of 632 amino acids. The transcript has 6 exons. Gene Ontology annotation, biological process: regulation of DNA-templated transcription. Lineage: Eukaryota; Fungi; Ascomycota; Sordariomycetes; Hypocreales; Nectriaceae. The record is from RefSeq and is a predicted model, not a curated record.
AUGGAUGAAUGCUCCGAUGCCCAUGUUCGGUCGCAGGACCAGCACAAGACAAGGGCGUGUAUGAACUGCGCAAAACUCAAGAUGAAGUGUCAGUGGCCUAAUUCUGGUUCUGGGCGACCGGAAAAGUCAUGUUCGAGAUGUUUACGGAUGAAGCUCGACUGUCAAGUACCAGAAGUCACACAACGAAGGAAGCGAGGCAAGUCAACAAGAGUCGCGCAGUUGGAGAAAAAGAUUGACGGCAUCGUCUCUCUCCUCGCGGCGAACCAGCGCCAAAACCUCUCCCCUCUAACCCCCGAAAGUCCCAAGGAACAAACUCAACCACAGCCUCGAUCAAUGUCGUCGCUCUCAGUAAGCCCGGUAUCCUUGGACGUGAUCCCACAUGGACCCGAUAUCCCUCCAAACCUCACCCCCAGUGUCGAACUCUUCCCAGGCUUUCGCAUCUCGCACCAACAAGCAUCGGAGCGGCUGGCCCUCUACACAAGGGACUACGUGCCGCAUUUUCCCUUUGUGGCUUUGUCAGGUGCUAUGACAUCGCAAGAACUGUACAUAGAGUCGAGCCUGCUAUUCUGGACCAUCCUGGCGGUUGUAUCACCGUUGGAAGACAAGGUGCAGAUGGAGUUCAAGGCGUGGUUCCGAAAGUAUCUGGCCGAGCACGUUAUCGUGAGGCAAGAAAAGUCUGUGGAUAUCCUACAGGCUAUUCUAAUAUACCUUGGAUGGAACGACUUUCACUUCUACGGAGAGCUUCAAGUUACGAAUAUCGUCCAGAUGGCCAUCGGGCUGGUCAUCGAUCUACGACUGGACAAGUUUGCCGGUUCGUUUCUAGGCGGACCAAAGACUUUACUCGGAGAUGCGUGGACUACAAUGGGAAGGGCUUGCUUGAAGGGAAAAGUCUACCAGACAUCGGCCGACAAACGUGCUGUGCUGGGCGUCUACCACAUUACAAACUUACUCAGUUCGAAUUUCCGCAAGAGCACGCUUGUAAACUGGAGCACUCACCUUUCGCAGUGCUGCGACAGUCUUGUCGCGAGCAACGAGUUCGAAUCAGAUGCAUACCUCGUUUCGCUGGUUCGCAUGCAGCACAUGGCCGACCGUGGCUUUAGUAUUGUACCAGCUAUUGAUCUUUUGGAUCCUACACCAACGACUUUCAACGCCGUGACAGCCAUGGCUCUCGAUAAUGUCCAUCGCGAAAUAGACAAGUACUUUGAAGCGCAAUCAGACGCUGUGAAACAAACACCUGGCUUCAAAGCUCACUACGAUUCUCUCAUUGUUCGUCUCUACGAGCCUGUCCUCACCAUGAAACCAGCCGGCUUUUUAACAACCGACGCACCACUCAACGAACCCUUCAUACGCGCCGAAUAUAUUUGGAAGUGUCUCGAAGCCGUCCGCAGCGCACUAGAGUACCAAACAACCGUGCCAGCCUCGAUAUACUCCAUUCUCCCCUGCACAGUAACCUGUGUUCUCGCCUUUGUAACCGUAACAGCAUCCCGCCUCAUCUUUGCAGAGACCUCUUCCGACUGGGACGUCAAGGCUGCGCGUCUACGUUUACAAUUCCAAAACGUACUCCAAAAACUAAGCGACCAGUUCGCACAAGCAGACGAAGAAGCAGCACGACUCAACCGACGCCGAAGAGUGAUGGAGGAUGGGAGCAGCGUGUUUCUCAAGUCGAGUUUCAAGGUCAGAUGGAUCCGGCAGUGGUAUCUGUCCAAGAUUCCCCAAGAUGAGCAACGCGAGAUUGAACAAGCGCAAGCUGCUCUUGAGCCAUCGACUGUACUGCAGAGCAACCCGAAUUGGGCGGCAGAUUUCCAGUUUGAUGACGAGUUUUGGGCGGAUCUGAUGGCUGGGUAUGAUGUAGAGUCUUUGGAAAGGUCUCUAAAUUCGGUUACAGCAACUGUUCAUUAG